Messenger RNA from Vicia villosa (hairy vetch), 2034 nucleotides. RefSeq lists its product as uncharacterized. Gene Ontology annotation, molecular function: DNA helicase activity. Gene Ontology annotation, biological process: telomere maintenance; DNA repair. The record is from RefSeq and is a predicted model, not a curated record. NCBI's taxonomy places the organism in Eukaryota, Viridiplantae, Streptophyta, Magnoliopsida, Fabales, Fabaceae. The transcript is spliced from 3 exons. Bases 1 to 2034 code for a protein of 677 amino acids.
AUGAAAAAUCGAAAAUGCUCGAAAUUCUUCCCGAAGCCUUUCCAAGAAGAUACCGUUGUUGAUGCGGAUGGCUAUCCCCUCUACAUGAGACGAUCAAAAACCCAUGUCAUCCAAAAAAAUGGUAUUUCUUUGGAUAACCGACAUGUUGUACCUUACAACACAAGGUUCCUACUUAAAUACCAUGCACAUAUUAACAUGGAGUGGUGUAACCAAAUUACAUCAAUCAAGUAUCUGUUCAAAUAUAUUCACAAGGGGUUUGAUAGAAUUGGUGCAACAAUUUCAACUACUGGCAAGGACUCAGGAAACGACAAAGAGCCUGUUGAUGAGAUCAAACAGUAUCUGGAUUGUAGAUAUGUGUCCCCGAGUGAGGCGUGUUGGAGAAUUUAUUCUUACAACAUUCAUGGCAGGAAACCGGCAGUCGAACGUAUGUAUUAUCAUUUAGUAGGUGAACAGGCUGUUUACUUUCCAGAUCACGCGAGAAUGGGAAAUGUGUUGGAAAAAGCAAGUGUAACGGAGUCUAUGUUCACUGCUUGGUUUGUUGCUAACCAGAAAUAUGAGGAUGCGCGGUCACUUACAUAUGGUCAAUUUUUGGAGAGAUUUGUUUAUGAGAAAAAAAGCAGAACAUGGAAACCGCGGAAAAAGGGGUUCACCAUUGGUCGUUUGAUAUGGGUUCCACCAACCACUAGAGAGUUGUUUUACUUGCGACUGAUGAUGACAGUGGUUAAGGGACCACUAACUUACGAAGAAAUUCGCAAAGUUGGUGACACACAAUUUGAUACUUUUAGGGACGCAUGCUUUGCAAUGGGAUUCCUAGAAGAUGACCGAGAAUACAAUGGGGCAAUACGGGAGGCGAGUGAAUGGGGUUCUGGCCAUUUCCUCCGCAAACUUUUUGUAGUUAUGCUUUUGUCGUCCGCUGUAAAUAGGCCUGCUCAUGUCUGGAACGAGACAUGGGGUCUACUAUUUGAUGGUCUGCUGCAUCAGCAGAGACAGUUGGCACACAAUAAAGGUUUUACCCAAUUACGAAUUAAACUAAUUUCAUGUGAUAUUGUUGGAUCCCGCAUGGAUAGACAGUUAAUUGUUUGCAUAGUUUCCACUCUUACGUUUUACCAUUUACAUGGUGAAUUAUUGUCUAACAAAAAUUUGGAGCUCACUGAGGAUCAGUUGAAGAAUUUGACGUUAACAGAAAUCGAAAAACUAAUGCAAGCAAAUCGAAGAAGCCUCAGCGACUUUAAGCCAAUUCCUUAUCCUGAUGGAUACGUUCUACAACAAUUAGGCAACAGGCUGGUUUAUGAUGAACGGAGUUAUGAUGUGCCUACAAUGAGAACCCAAUUCUUGUCGCUUUUCAACGCUCUGACAGAUGAGCAAAGGUCAAUAUUUGAUAAAAUUAUGGCGUCAGUUGAUGCUCAAAAGGGUGGUGUCUUUUUCCUACAUGGUUAUGGUGGAACCGGUAAAACUUACAUGUGGCGAACACUUGCAAGUGCAUUGAGGUCCAAACAUGAUAUAUGUCUAACCGUUGCAACAAGUGGAAUAACUUCUUUAUUGUUGCCCGGUGGUAGAACUGCACAUUCUAAAUUCAAGAUACCUGUGCCAACAAUGGACAAUUCAACAUGCAAGAUUGAAUAUAAUGAUGACGUUGCAGACCUUCUACGGCAGACAAAGCUUAUUAUAUGGGAUGAAGCACCGAUGGCACACAAACAUGCUUUUGAAGCACUCGAUCGAACUUUGAAGGACGUCAUGUCUACAUACGGUAAUUCAAAGGAGAUCUUUGGCGGAAAUGUCGUUGUUUUUGGUGGUGAUUUUAGACAGAUUUUGCCCAUUGUACCUAGAGAGAGUCGUUCGGAUAUUGUACAUUCUGCCAUAAAUGCCUCUUACAUUUGGCGGUCAGUUAAAGUGUUAACUUUAACGCAUAACAUGCGACUGCAAUCCGGCCCAGAUGAAGCUGAAAAAAAAGAAAUUGCAGAGUUCUCAAAGUGGCUGUGGCAGAUUGGUGAAGGCAAAAUUUCUGAGCCAAAUGAUGGAUUUGCCGACAUUUAG